ACUUAACUUUGGCUUUCUUUUGUUUCCCUCCGGAGUCUUCACAACAGCUGCACUUGCGCUGUCAAGGGGCGGAAUGUCCAAUGGCUAACAACAACAACAACAACAACAACGUGUGUGCAGGUGUGUCUGAGGCAGCGGGGAAGGAUCUGUAUGCUGUUCUGGGAGCCAACCCUUCAGAUUCAUUUCAGGAGCUCAGACGCAGAUAUCAGAAGCUCGCCUUGCAGUGCCACCCAGAUCGUCUUGGAGAUGUGUGUGAUGCAGAAGCAGAGUCUGGUAUGAGGAUGUUUCUUGAAAUUGAUGCGGCCUGGAGAAUCCUGAGUGAUCACAGCACCAGGAGACAAUAUGACCAAGAGAGGAGAGCUCAGGAACUGAAACAGGAUUGGCUCGUUGAUACCACAGUCUCCAUGGAAGACAUGACCUGGAACCAGGAAGAGCUUGUGUAUACGUACUGCUGCCGCUGUGGGGGACAAUUCCAAAUUACAGAAGAAGAGAUGGAUGCAGAGAUGCAAUGGAGGAAAGGUGCUAAUGAAGAAGAGGAAACGGAGGAACACCAUCAUGUGGUUGUAUGCUGUAACACGUGUUCCCUUAGUGUGUACGUGACAUAUCCUUUGCAUAGCAACUAUGUUCAUAGUUUGAAGCCUAGAAUUGAAGGUGUGUAAACGUAUCCAGAGCGCUAGCAGCAGAUUAGCCUGGUGAGAAAGCAUCCGUUUUCCGUUUUCCCAACUAGGAAAAAAACCACACUGGAGGUGCUGCAGAUCCUUCGUCCUGACAGCCAACACUUAAUGAGGCGUUGGUCUGCAAUGUAAAUAUAAACAAAAUAGCGCAAAAUGGUGCGUGCUUGUCAAGUCAAACCAUAGUUAAAAGUUAUUUCAAUAAGACAACCAUUGGAAAGUAAAUCCAACUAAAGUGCUGUUUGCUUUUUUUUUUUUUUUACUAUGCACCACUUCUUGAUAUUUUGUUUGCCAUCUUAAAACAGCAACAACUUUUCAAAAACAACUUUCCGCACAAUUUCACAUCACCUAUGCAAUUACAAUAGCAGUGGUUCAGUGGUGGAGUAAAACAAUUAGACAAUAAUUACUGCUGUAAAAAAUACAGUACAGCAACAACAAAGUAAAAGUGACACUUUCAACAGUGCAAUCAAUGUUUGUUUAUAUUCCUGUCUGCUAAACAUGCUGCUAAUAUGAAUGCACUAGUAGCUAAGCUAAUACAGUAGUGAGGAGCAGAAAGUGGAAAACAACUUAUACUCUUUUAAAAUUGUUUCCAAAUUCAGGAGGAAGCCAACUAUGCUGUUCUAAUGUCACCUGCUGUGCUGAACACUCGUUCAGAGGGGGGGGGGGACACUUGUUGGGGACGGACAAAUAGCUCCUGGACAACUUUGAAAGCAGUGGAAGAUCCACUUGUUCUGACCUGAUUUGCUUGGUUUUUCCCCGGUGUCUGACGAGGAACUAGACAGGGAGGCGGCGGUAGACUAGUCCGUGUUGUGGUGUCCCCUUUUGGGGGGAUUUGUCGUGCUGCUGUUGUAUGGCUUCUUAACGCGGCAUUCUUUGCAAAUGACAGACGUUUUGUCGAGCUUUCCACUGUUCUUUGUGAAUCUGUAGUGUUUCCAAACAUACCAUUUAAACGUUGCGGGGGGGGGGGGGGUUAAAUAAAGAAACUUCCUCGCUGCUGUUUGUGUACGAACGUCCAUGCUGUUUUACUCGUAGUGUGCCUCACAUGCUUCCGUCCGUAUUCAAAUAAUGAUGGUGCAUUCAUUGCACCUGGGGAACAGCAUAUGGGGUGAAGUUGAACAUUAAUAAAACGGCACUUACAUCGGAUUUUACCGAUACCCACAAACGCAUCGCGAUGAAUCUAUUUUUUUUUUUUUUUGUCCCGUCCAGCCAUUGGGGCAGAUAGUAUUGUUGAUCUAAAUGGCAGGAGGCACCGCCUCCCGCCCCCCACACACCCCCAGGAAGCAGAACCAGGCCCGCCCCAGGUAACCCCAGGCCCGACCACCGACAUAGGACCACCCCGGCCAGGACAGAAGAGGCCCGGGCACACUGCCCCAUGGAGGACCGGGCGGUUGAGAUGGAACACCCUACGCCAGACCCCCGCAGAGCCCCCCCCCCCCCGUAUAUCUACAUGGCCAUAUACCCACAUACAC
This is a messenger RNA of Doryrhamphus excisus (bluestripe pipefish), 2140 nucleotides long. RefSeq names its product DnaJ (Hsp40) homolog, subfamily C, member 24 (gene dnajc24). Gene Ontology annotation, biological process: positive regulation of ATP-dependent activity. NCBI's taxonomy places the organism in Eukaryota, Metazoa, Chordata, Actinopteri, Syngnathiformes, Syngnathidae. The record is from RefSeq and is a predicted model, not a curated record. Gene Ontology annotation, molecular function: ATPase activator activity; ferrous iron binding.